Molecule: messenger RNA, 2635 nt
Organism: Lagenorhynchus albirostris (white-beaked dolphin)
Lineage: Eukaryota; Metazoa; Chordata; Mammalia; Artiodactyla; Delphinidae
Gene: SLC25A17
Product: solute carrier family 25 member 17
Exons: 9
Coding region: 205-1068 (287 amino acids)
Biological process (GO): mitochondrial ATP transmembrane transport; mitochondrial ADP transmembrane transport
Cellular component (GO): mitochondrial inner membrane; peroxisomal membrane
Molecular function (GO): FMN transmembrane transporter activity; NAD transmembrane transporter activity; ATP:ADP antiporter activity
Source: RefSeq, a predicted model, not a curated record
CUGAAUGGUAUACUUUCAAGUGGUCGAUUUUAUGUUAUGGGAAUUCCACUUCAGUUAAAAAAAUAAUAAUAACAAAGCCCCUUGAUCACUUAGACUCGCAAAAAAAAUCCUCUCAGUGAACACCAAGGAGGCUGCUUAACCCUAUGGGUUUCUACUCUUCUUUGUGGCCCCAAGGAGGUUCAGCUAAUCAUUUAAAGGGGAAGCAUGACAGCAAUGACAGUAUUUUUUCCCUUGGAUACAGCUCGACUUCGACUUCAAGUUGAUGAGAAAAGAAAGUCCAAAACGACACACAUGGUGCUCCUGGAGAUCAUUAAAGAAGAAGGCCUCCUGGCACCAUAUCGAGGGUGGUUUCCAGUUAUCUCCAGUCUCUGCUGCUCCAAUUUUGUCUAUUUCUACACUUUUAAUAGCCUCAAAGCAGUCUGGGUCAAAGGUCAACAUUCUACUACUGCAAAAGAUCUGGUAGUUGGAUUUGUUGCAGGAGUGGUGAAUGUGCUGCUAACAACUCCACUCUGGGUAGUAAACACCAGACUGAAGCUGCAAGGGGCAAAAUUUAGGAAUGAAGACAUUGUACCAACCAACUACAAUGGUAUUAUUGAUGCUUUUCACCAGAUCAUUCGCGAUGAAGGAAUCCUGGCUUUAUGGAAUGGCACAUUUCCCUCCUUGCUGUUGGUCUUCAAUCCUGCCAUCCAAUUCAUGUUCUAUGAAGGUUUAAAACGGCAGCUUUUAAAGAAACGAAUGAAGCUUUCUUCUGUGGACGUGUUCAUCAUUGGUGCAAUAGCCAAAGCCAUUGCCACCACGGUCACCUAUCCUCUGCAGACAGUACAGUCAAUUCUGAGGUUUGGACAUCACAGACUGAACCCAGAAAACAGAACACUGGGGAGUCUUCGGAACAUUCUCUAUCUUCUUCACCAACGAGUAAGGCGUUUUGGAAUAAUGGGACUCUACAAAGGCCUUGAAGCCAAACUGCUGCAGACAGCCCUCACUGCUGCUCUCAUGUUCCUCGUUUAUGAGAAACUGACGGCUGCUACCUUCACGGUCAUGGGGCUGAAGAGCGCACACAAGCGCUGAGGCACCUUCCACCGCCAGGCACUCAGAGAUGCUCAAGACAGGGGAUCCUUCUCUGUGAAGAGAAGCGGUUCCCCUUUUACUUGCUCCUUCCACUGAGAAUUUUACCCUCAUUGGCUUGGAAUGCAUCUAAGUUUACACAUGGAGUGUAGCCAGCUUGACCUGUUACCAACUUAGUUUUAUGACGGUUGGUUGAAUUUUGUGGGGGAGGUUGGGCCAAUGGCCAUAUGAAAAGAAAACAUUAUUGAAAACCUAAAAAUGAAAGUUUAUGGGGGUUUAUUGGUUUUUUUUGAGGGGAAUGGACUCUUGCUCUCAUGUAUAAUCUUUUCCAAGUAGAGUCUUUUUUUAGAUUUGCCAGAUGGUCCCUUCCCUUGAACCCUCCCCCAGGUCCUAGGGCAAAUUUGCUACCAUGUAAUUCUCCUCAUAUACUUUUGUAUGUCUUCAUCUUGGUAUUUUCUUCACUAAAAAUGUUAUGACUAUGCCAUAAGCAUGACUUUAUUUUUCUUGGCAUUUUUUUCCUCCUGCUUAAGGAAAGGUAUCUUCUUUAGUGUGUGAGCUAUUUAUUUUGUGGGGGAAAUGAAAAUUAUUAAUUCCAAAUGAUUCUCUUAUAAACUAUUUGUAAAUGUCACUUAUUUAGUAUUUGACAUAAUUUUAAAAUAUUUAUUUUGAAUCAGCCUUUUCACUACAAAACUUGAGGUUUUAUGUUCAUCCACAUAGGCCCCAAUAAAUUGUCGGCACAAAAGUCAUUCUUAAAAGUUGCCGUUUAUAGUAUUACAUUGAGUUUACAAGCAGCUGGUAAAAAUCACAGAAGAGGGAGCAGAUACCUUGUUUAGGCUCUGGAAUACUAUCUUCUUUUAUGAACUCUUGGUAGAGACUGUAUAUUUUGAGAAUAAACUUGAUUGAGGUUAUUUCUAUUUGGAAACAUUCCUUAGAGUCCUGCUACUCAAAGAGUGGUGCCUCAAGCAAUAGCAUCGACAUCACCUGGGAGCUUAUUGGACAUGCAGUCCCAGAUCUUCUGAAUCAUAUUCCGCAUUUUAAUAAGAUAUCUAGGCAAUUUGUACUCACAUCAAAGUUCAAGAGACCUUAGAGCUCUUGACCCUGCAGAAGAUACAGUUGGUUUCAAUUAUGGAAACCAAGACAAAGAUUGUUCUCAAAGGAAAGAUAGACUAAUGUAUUAGAGCAACCUCUGAAAAAACUGGGAGUCCUAUGUCAUCAUUUACUUUCACCUCGUAGCACAUGUUCAGGUUCGUAGGACUUUUGUUAUGUGGCCAGCAAUGAAUUUAGACAUCUCAAGGCACUCAAGAAGCAAACUCCCUUGACAUUAGUAGAACAACAGCUUAGUUCUACUUAGUUUGACUUAGUUUUUGACUUAGUUUUUGUCCCUAUAACACAAUGACAGGUUUUUCAUUUGUAAGUCUAAUUCAUUCAGAGUCAGAGAGAGUAAUAAUCAAGUGUCUGUGGACUCCAGUAUUUAAAUUCAAUUUUGAGAGUGGAAAUUUCUUUCUCUUAUUUCUCCUCUCGUCCCUGUGGUAAUUUCAAAAUAUGUGAUUAUUAAACUAUUAAUAAUUGA